GCAGAGGAAACACGUGGUUCUGUAACCGGGACAAUCGUCCUCUGAGAAAGCUCAACUUUUGUUUCAGAAUGGGCAGUGUGUUGGCUGCCAGUGCUCCGAGCCCACCGCUAACCGCGCCUGGCGGAGCGGGCUUGGUGUCAGUGCCACCGGGAUUCACAAUGCCAUCCGUGGCACCGGUCUCUAUCACCGGCAGCCAGAACGAAGAGCCUCCCCUUCCAAAUCCCGGAGCCUUUGAGGAGUUCCAUCGCAAAUGUAAAGAGGUUUUUCCUAUGCCAAUGGAAGGUGUUAGACUAAUGUUGAACAAGGGCUUAAGCAACCAUUUUCAGGUGAACCACACAGUUUUGCUAAGCACUGUGGGAGAUUCCAGUUACAGAUUUGGAGCUACAUAUGUGGGAACCAACCAGACAGACCAAGCUGAGGCCUUUCCUGUCAUUGUUGGUGACAUGGACAACACGGGAAGUCUAAACGCUCAGAUUAUCUAUCAGGUCACAGAGAGUGUGCGCUCCAAACUUGCCUUCCAGACACAGCAGCAGAAGUUCGUUAGCUGGCAAGGAGAUGCAGAAUAUAAAGGGGAAAAUUUCACUGCUGCAGUGACCUUUGGCAACCCAGAUGUGCUGGUGGGGUCCGGAAUUGUUGUUGCUCAUUAUCUUCAGUCUGUCACUCCAUCAUUGGCAUUAGGGGGAGAGCUGGUGUACCACCGUCGGCCUGGAGAGGAGGGCACGGUCAUGUCUCUUGCCGGCAGAUAUACAGGUAGCAACUGCGUCGCCACAUUGACAAUAGGAGGAGAUGGAGGUCAUGCAUCAUAUUAUCACAAAGCCAAUGAGCAGUUGCAAGUUGGUGUGGAGUUUGAAGCAAGUGCCCGUAUGCAAGACACAAGCGUAUCAUUGGGGUACCAGCUGGAUGUCCCCAAUGCCAAUCUGGUCUUUAAAGGUUCAUUAGACAGUAACUGGGUGGUAGGAGCCACUCUUGAAAAGAAGUUACUGCCCCUGCCUCUGUCAUUGGCCCUCUGUGCUUUCCUUAAUCAUAGAAAAAACACCUUCAAGUGCGGUUUCGGCAUCACCCUUGGUUAAACCUGCCCUAGCAGGGGUUAUUGCUGCAGUUUACAGACCAGUGAUGUCACUGGUCACAUGGUAAAGACUUGAACAUACUUGCAUAUUCAUCAGUAUCUGCUGCUUAUAAGGCAAAAUGAAGAUGAACGAGAGAAAUCUUUGUUUUUUGUUUUGUGUGUUUGAGCCUGGUUAUUCUUGUCAUUUAAACAUAAAUAAAUUAUUCCAGUGAAUAAGGUAUAAAUCAAUGAUAAACAAAUGCAAUAGAACUAAAAUGUAUCAUGACUCUAUAUUGCUUUGUUUUUUAUGAUUAAAUGUCUUUUAUAAAUUAUUUUCUGUUUUUGAAAAUAUUAUUCUUUAUCUGGGUUUUGGGUUAGUUUAGUUUUGACUAGGCAAUAUUCAGGGUUAUUUUUUCAUUUUCAAUCAUUUGAAAUGCUUUGCUGGAGUAUCUCUAUAAUUGUAUGGGUACAUAUACAAAUAAAUUGCCUCUAUUAGAUUGUU
Messenger RNA from Triplophysa dalaica, 1547 nucleotides. RefSeq names its product translocase of outer mitochondrial membrane 40 homolog, like (gene tomm40l). The transcript is spliced from 10 exons. Bases 69 to 1070 code for a protein of 333 amino acids. Gene Ontology annotation, cellular component: mitochondrial outer membrane; mitochondrial outer membrane translocase complex. The record is from RefSeq and is a predicted model, not a curated record. Gene Ontology annotation, molecular function: transmembrane protein transporter activity. Lineage: Eukaryota; Metazoa; Chordata; Actinopteri; Cypriniformes; Nemacheilidae. Gene Ontology annotation, biological process: protein import into mitochondrial matrix.